Molecule: messenger RNA, 1068 nt
Organism: Pyrus x bretschneideri (Chinese white pear)
Lineage: Eukaryota; Viridiplantae; Streptophyta; Magnoliopsida; Rosales; Rosaceae
Exons: 1
Coding region: 1-1068 (355 amino acids)
Source: RefSeq, a predicted model, not a curated record
AUGAACAAACAGCACCAAGUUCUGCGCAAUUGCCAGAUUCCAGCGGAGAAGAAGCACAAGAUUCUGAGGAAAGCUCAGAUCCCAGCGAAGCAGCAGAAGAUUCUGAGGAAAACACCGAAUCCAGGGAGCCUGGUACCACCAACUCCUGCGAAUACACCGGCUUCCAGUGUAGGAGAAACCGCAGGGGAAAAGAAUUUUGAUUUCGAGGAUGUAAGAGCAGCACUUGCUGAGACUAUUCCGGGUUUCGUUGGACAACAAGCACAAGUAAACCCAUUGAGAAUCAACUUCAAUGCGUCCGGUUCCGGUGAAGCAAGUGUAGCAGAAGCACCAAAGCUUAUGCCAAAUCCACCUUCUUGGAUAGAGGAUUCCGAUGAAGAAGGAUUUCAGGGUCAACGAGAAGCAGCAAAUCCCAAUGAACAAGAAACAGAUUCCAGUGACUCCGGUGAACCAGAAGUACAGUCCGCUGCACCACCGGAGGUGAUUAUUAUGACUCCAGCUGAUUGGAAAAAGGCUCUUUCUGAUCAAGCAAAGGCAGAAGAAGAAGAAGAAGAAAAAGACAAUCCGAAGGAAGUUGUUCCAGAGUUAAUUCAUAACACUAACCUUCAACAAGCAGAGCUUAAAGAACGGGCGGUUGCGCAUCCAUCCUUGAUCGGUGGCUCUAGCAUGAACCCUGAUCCUCCCGCAGCCGUGCGGGAACCUGAUUCGCAGCCGAGUGAAAGUGCCGCCGAGAAUGUGGAGCUGGGGAAAAGAAAGAUCGAUGCGAAGGGCAAGGGGAAACUGGAAGAGAACCAAGAAGAUGGAGGAGAAGAAGAGGAAGCUGCAAGUCCGAGAUCGAAGAUACCUAAAAAAUCUCAAGAUGAGAGGCUGGCAAUUGGGGAUCCGUCUUUGCAAGCUCGCUCUAACAAGAACCCUGUUCUUCCUCCUGCCACCCCCGUGACAAAACCCGAUUUGAAGCCGAGUGAAAGCGCCACCGAGGGGAAAAGAAAGAUCGGAGAGAAGGGCAAGGGGAGCAAAGGGGAAGAAAGAACGAAGAAGAUGAAGCUGCAAGUCCAAAUUCGAAGAAAUUGA